Molecule: messenger RNA, 1499 nt
Organism: Pseudocercospora fijiensis CIRAD86
Lineage: Eukaryota; Fungi; Ascomycota; Dothideomycetes; Mycosphaerellales; Mycosphaerellaceae
Exons: 3
Coding region: 196-1380 (394 amino acids)
Cellular component (GO): cytoplasm
Molecular function (GO): GTP binding; ATP hydrolysis activity; ATP binding
Source: RefSeq, a predicted model, not a curated record
CUCUCUUGACGACAGGCCACGGUCGUCGCAGCCAAAGUGUCGCUCUUUGCAGCGCCUUCACGUUUCAUUUUCUUCCCCACACCUCCAUUAGCACACAAAGCAGCAGCUGGUUCUGCUUUAAUAACACGCGCGGCGGUGAUCGGACUUUGCAUCACACCUCCACUCAGAAACUACGCCAGCAGCAAGAAAAAGAAGAUGCCUCCGAAGAAGGAAGUUAAGCAGGAGAAGGUGUUGUUGGGACGGCCCGGAAACAAUUUAAAGAGUGGGAUUGUCGGCCUUGCCAACGUAGGAAAGUCAACAUUCUUCCAAGCAAUCACCAGAUGUCCGCUUGGCAAUCCAGCCAACUUCCCUUAUGCCACAAUUGACCCAGAGGAGGCGCGCGUCCUCGUACCGGACGAGCGAUUCGACUGGCUAGUACAGCAGUACAAGCCCAAGUCGGUAGUGCCUGCAGAUCUCACGGUAUACGACAUUGCCGGCUUGACACGAGGUGCUUCCACCGGUGCUGGGCUUGGCAAUGCUUUCUUGUCCCACAUUCGAGCGGUCGAUGCGAUCUUCCAGGUCGUCCGGUGCUUCGACGAUGCCGAGAUCAUACACGUCGAGGGUGAUGUCGAUCCUACACGAGAUCUAGACAUCAUCAGCGAAGAACUUCGCAUCAAAGACAUUGAGUUUGUGGAGAAGGCCCUUGAAAACUUGGUCAAGCAGACACGGAGAGGUGGACAGUCGCUUGAGAUGAAGAAGCUGAAGGAAGAACAAGCUACGGUCGAGAAGGUCCUCGAGCAUCUCAAGUCCGGCAAAGACGUGCGCAAGGCUGAAUGGGCUCCCAAAGAGGUCGAGGCCAUCAACCCACUCUUCCUCCUCACUGCGAAGCCGGUAGUCUUCUUGGUCAAUUUGAGCGAAAAGGACUAUAUUCGCCAGAAGAACAAACACCUGCCCAAGAUCGCGGAGUGGGUCAAGGAGCAUGCUCCAGGCGACCCCAUCAUCCCGAUCUCUGUUUCAUUCGAGGAGCGUUUGAGCCGAUUUGAAACAGAGAAAGAGGCGGAGGAGGAAGCCAAGAGGCUAGGCACAAAGUCUGCCUUGCCCAAGAUCAUCACGACUAUGCGCAAAGCGCUCAAUCUCGGGUCAUUUUUCACAACUGGUGCAGACGAAGUGCGGCAAUGGACUAUACGGAACGGCACCAAGGCACCCAAGGCAGCUGGCGUGAUUCAUGGAGACUUCGAGAAGACGUUCAUCCAGGCUGUGGUGUACAAUUAUGACACGCUGAAAGAACUUGGUGACGAGGCAACGGUCAAAGCUCAAGGAAAGGUGAUGACCAAGGGCAAGGAUUACGUGGUGGAGGACGGCGACAUCCUCUUGAUCAAGGCGGGCGCUGCCAAGUCAUGAGCAUCGAUGCUAGACUUGCCGCAAUACAUUUUGAGCAUUCUCCCGAUACGAUGCAUGUUGAUGUAGUAUGGACCUUGACUUACUGUCGGUCUGCAUGAAUGAAAGAACUUGACUUCUUC